Prorocentrum cordatum is the source of this 882-nucleotide messenger RNA. The record is from the annotation of a GenBank genome assembly. NCBI's taxonomy places the organism in Eukaryota, Dinophyceae, Prorocentrales, Prorocentraceae.
AUGCCGCCGCCGCUGGAGGCGCCGAGCUGCAACGCGACGUUUCCGCAGCUGGCCUUCGAGGCCUUCCGCCUCGAGCGUGCCCUCAGGCCGGGACGGGAUCCGAGCAGCACCAUCGCCGUCAACAAGAAGGCGCAGUUCCUGCCCCACGUCGACUCGGGGGCCGGGGCUGGACAGGGCAUCUCUCUGAUCGUCGGCCUCGGCAACUACACCGGGGGAGAGCUCGUGGUCGAGGGCGUCGUGCACGACAUCAGGUACAAGCCCGUGGAGUUCAACGGCUGGGCCCAACGGCACUGGACUCGGCCCUUCGCUGGCGAGCGCUUCUCCCUCGUGUGGUUCACCCCCGUCGGCUGCGAGGGCCGCCCGGGGCUGGAGGCCAGCUGGAGGGGUGCCUCUUGGGGUCUGGGCCUCCUGGAUGGGGUUGGAGCAGACGGGGUCGGAAGAUCGCGCCGCAUCGCCGAUGCAUCGGCGAUGCGGCUCGGUGUGGCGCCCGACUUACUCCGCGUCGAUGUCGCCGAUGCACCGCCGAUGUCGCCGCUGCAUCGCCGCUGCAUCGCUGAUACAGCGCCGAUGCACCGCCGGUGUAUCGGCGAUGCGGCGCGAUCCUCCAACCCCAUUUGCUCCUGCCCCCAUCUAGGAGGCCUCUAUCGGGGUGGGAUGGGAUGGCAGUUCAUCGCUAGGGGGAAACAUGCGAACCCUACCCCUACCCCCCCACGAUUUCUGGGGGGCCGGGUGGGGUUCGCAUGUGGCCCCCUAAUCGCGUUUUCUAGGUGGUCCCCAGGGGCGCGAAGACGACCCUGCUCCAGAGGGCGGCGCGGGGGCGUGAGGGAUAGCCGCGCGUGGCGCACCGCCGGGCGCUCGCGCGAGAGCAGGUGGCCUGGUUGA